AUGGGUAACGCCUGCUCAUUUGUUGUACGUAAGCGCUCAGAAGAUGAAAGUAAAUACAUUAUAUCAAAAGAGAAGAGCUUGAAUUCCAACAGCGUACUGGGCGCAACGACGACGAUCCCAUCUCGUAUUGUCGGAGAGAGAGAAUUCCAUAAUGACCCCAAGAGUGUCUAUGUGCUAGCCAAAGAUGACAUUGAAAAGAAUCGCUUAAAUGAGCAACACUUUUGGGUUCAAAGAGAAUUUUGGCUUGAAGAUAUUUUUCCAAAGAAUAGUUAUCCUGAAAGCUGUCAUUUUGCCAUUGGAAAUGUACUACAAGAGAAUCCGUUUGGAAAACGCUUUGACUUUAUUCAGAUGAGAUAUUUUGCUGCAGCAUUGCGUGCAAACGAAUGGGAUGAAGCUUACACCAGCCUGUAUAAUCAGUUGAAGCCUGGUGGUUACCUCCAAGUUUUGGAUACAAAUGUUGUGAAAUGUACCACUGACCCUGAACUGCAAGAUAUUAACCACGCUUUCUCCCAAUUACUGAAAUCGAAAGGCCAAGACUCUGAUAUAGGGCCCAAAAUGGCUACAAAGAUGGAGGCUGCUGGAUUCAACGCUAUCUAUAAUAACCAGAUUGAGGUUCCAAUGGGCUGGGGAAGUAAACGAAGUGUUCGAUAUGCCGAAAACAUGCGUUCCCUAUACAUAAGCAUUGCUCCCAGUUUGGCUGAACAGCUCCAUAUCGAAGUCGACGUGUGUAAAGCUAAAAUUAAUCGUGCUUGCGACGCUAUGGGUCCUACCAAAGCCACUGUCUGUCUAUGGUCCUAUCUGGGACAAAAGCCUUUGGAUGCCCCAAAGUCCUCCUCGUCACUGUAA
Messenger RNA from Umbelopsis ramanniana AG, 846 nucleotides. RefSeq lists its product as uncharacterized. Bases 1 to 846 code for a protein of 281 amino acids. The record is from RefSeq and is a predicted model, not a curated record. The transcript has 7 exons. NCBI's taxonomy places the organism in Eukaryota, Fungi, Mucoromycota, Umbelopsidomycetes, Umbelopsidales, Umbelopsidaceae.